This is a messenger RNA of Ipomoea triloba (trilobed morning glory), 2845 nucleotides long. Its product is annotated as integrin-linked protein kinase 1. The record is from RefSeq and is a predicted model, not a curated record. Bases 320 to 1696 code for a protein of 458 amino acids. The transcript has 13 exons. Gene Ontology annotation, molecular function: protein kinase activity; ATP binding; protein binding. NCBI's taxonomy places the organism in Eukaryota, Viridiplantae, Streptophyta, Magnoliopsida, Solanales, Convolvulaceae. Gene Ontology annotation, biological process: protein phosphorylation.
AUCCAUUCCGGGAAAGAAAAAAUCUUCUUGCAUUGCAUCAUUGGAGGUGUUCACUUUAUAGCCGACUUCGCUAUAUUCUCUCGUCGGCCAUUGUAGCGUUCUCCUUAUCCCUCAAGCAGCGGAGCCCCACCUUUCGCUUUCCGACCAAUUCCCUAUUUCCGUCGCGUUUUUCUGAUUUGUCUGGAACUGACAUUACCAGACGCUUUCACUCUUUUUAACAGAGACAAAUUGACAAACAGAUAACGGUUGCCUGAUCAUUCCGUCGGUUGUUGAGCAAAGCCGCUGAAAAAACUUACAAUUUCACUGUUUUUUUAACCCUAUGGAGUCGAAGUCGCAGUCAAGGUUCGGUCUCGGGCGGCAAUCGUCUCUGGCGCCGGAGAGAGAGGCCGUCGGCGGGGGAGGGGGAGAUGAAGUUGAGGAAGGCAUUGAUUCGGGGAUAAGGCUAAUGUAUUCGGCGAACGAGGGGGAUUUGGAGGGAAUGAAGGAGCUCUUGGAGUCCGGAACCAGUGUGAAUUUCCGAGAUAUCGACGGCCGGACUGCGUUGCACGUGGCCGCCUGCCAGGGCCAUCGGGAUGUGGUGGAGCUGCUGCUCGGUAAUGGCGCCGAGGUUAAUGUUGAGGAUCGCUGGGGCAGCACGCCUCUUGCAGAUGCGAUACACUACCAAAAUAAUGAUGUUGUCAAGCUUCUGGAGGCACAUGGAUCAAAACUUCCAAUGGCUCCCAUGCAUGUCCAAAAUGCUCGUGAAAUUCCAGAGUAUGAAAUUGAUCCAAAGGAGCUUGAUUUCAGUAAUAGUGUGGACAUAACAAAGGGUACAUUUUGCAUUGCUUCAUGGCGUGGAACUCAGGUUGCUGUUAAGAGAUUUGGUGAGGCACUGUUCAUGGAUGAAGAAAAAGUACAAGCAUUUAGGGAUGAGCUUGCAUUACUGCAGAAGAUACGUCACCCAAAUGUUGUCCAAUUUCUUGGUGCUGUUACUCAGAGUAGUCCAAUGAUGAUAGUUACAGAAUAUCUACCCAAGGGAGAUCUUCGUGCAUUCUUGAAGCGAAAAGGCGCAUUGAAGCCAAUAAUGGCUGUGAAGUAUGCACUGGAUAUUGCAAGAGGAAUGAACUACUUGCAUGAACAUAAGCCUGAAGCAAUAAUUCACAGAGAUCUGGAGCCUUCAAAUAUACUACGGGAUGAUUCUGGACAUCUAAAGGUUGCUGAUUUUGGACUAAGCAAACUUAUGAGAUUUACAAAAUCAGUAAAAGAAGAUAAACCUUUGACGAGCCAAGAGACUUCAUGGCGAUAUGUAGCUCCAGAAGUUCUUAAGAAUGAAGAAUAUGAUACCAUGGUUGAUGUUUUCUCGUUUGCACUAAUUCUACAGGAGAUGAUUGAAGGAUGCCCCCCUUUUCCAACAAAGCAAGAAAUUGAUGUUGCCAAAGCAUAUGCUGCGAAUGAACGUCCACCCUUUAGGGCUCCUGUGAAGCUAUAUGCUCAUGGACUCAGAGAAUUAAUUGAAGACUGUUGGAGUGAGAACCCAACUAGAAGACCAACUUUCAGGCUAAUAAUUUCCAAGUUGGAAGAAAUCAAUCAAAUUCUUACUCGUGCAAGACGUUGGAAGGUGAGGGCACUCAAAUGUUUCCAGAAUCUCGAGGCCAUCCUGAAGAUUGAUGUUUCUAAUUCAAAAAGCCGGUCAUCUCGCUCAACCAUUUACAAUUAGUAGAUAUUGCAGCAUUAUAGCAUAUGCAGUGCAGUGUUGAAUCUCUUUAGUCUUUACAUACAGCAAAAAUUCUACAGGUGUUUCUUGUUGUGAAUUAAUUCCCGAUUCUUUUAAACAUGAAACAGCGUGCAUUAAUAUGUUGUGAAUCUUUGUGCAAUGACCGAACAUAUACCCUGUAUAGCUAUUGUGAAUCUUUGUGAAACGACUGAGCUUUGUACCCAUUAAAUGUAUAGCUAUAUUGUUUCCAAUCUUUACAGAAUCACACACUCACAAAUAGACCACACACCUAUCUCAACCAUACAUUUCCACAGUCAUCUUCUUGAACUGAAGCUCUAAUUGCACUCUUUUGUCUUCAGUGCAUUUUCUUUGCCUCUUUUUCAGCCUGCAAACAUGUCAAAAGAUCAACCGUUGAGAUUAAGCUAACUUAGGGUGCAUUUGGAAGAACGGUUGGAACUGGAGUGAUUAAUCGCAAAAAUUUCAACUGGAGAGGACUUGCCAAAAGGAUAACUCAAACAGGGUUAUGAAGGAGUAGAGAACCCAAUAGGUCAGCCACUGCUGGUCAUCCAGCGUCGAAGGGCUCUCUAUAGCCCUCAUCGAUGCAUACCUGUCAUGACCACCGGGUUGAACUACAUUAGGUUAAGGUAUAGUCAAGUCGAGUAUAUAAAACCGAGAAGAAUGUUGACUCACAGAGGGUACAGAAGCAUCACGCCCGGGCUAGUUUUCAACCAAGAUGAUCAAACAAAAGGUUUCAGUUAAUUCCUCAGAGGAUCAAAAACAUUAAAAGCUCGAUAUGCAUAAUAUUACUAGUAAGCGAAAAUCUACCCGACUAAUGCAUUCAUGUUUCUAACAAUAGCUGCAGCAGCACCCAUAGAAUAUGCAACUUCUUUGGCUCCUUUGAGACUUGAGAUUGUUCUCUUUUUUCUCUGAGGUAUUGAAUACAGGUGAGAAGGAAAGCUCACAGGUGCCAAAAUCUGGUAAUAGGGGCUGCCAGAAGCCCAGUGGGAUUUAUCUGCAGAAGAAAGAAUAUGAUGCUGUGAAAGGAAAGCAUAGCUUUUGUGAUUGGUCAAAGCCUUCUUUUCUGCAUCAACAAGAAAACUAUGUAGCAAGUAAUGGCAACAAGAAAAGAACAUGACCAUCAACCUUAAUCUA